Molecule: messenger RNA, 1163 nt
Organism: Rhodofomes roseus
Lineage: Eukaryota; Fungi; Basidiomycota; Agaricomycetes; Polyporales; Fomitopsidaceae
Exons: 5
Coding region: 187-984 (265 amino acids)
Source: RefSeq, a predicted model, not a curated record
CUGUGCGGAUAUAAGAACGAAAGACGCUUGGACUCCUCUUUGAAGAUUGUGCCUCGGCCCUCCUGCGCUUGGUUGCGCCACACACUAGCUUUGGAGCUACUCAGUGUAUAUAACCCCGUCCUGACGUCUGUGGAGACCCGACGCAACUUCAGUCCUCACCGCCAGCCCCAAUAGCCGCCAUACACGAUGCCGCCACACAGAAAUAUGGGCUGGAGGAAACCGGUCCCCAAGUUCAUCCCUGAGACGCCUUGCUCGCUGUCGAGGUUCAGUUCAACGUCGUUCAAAAGGCUUUCAUUCUCCCACUUGGAUAAGGAAGUGCCGCCGUUGCCGGACGAUUGGCUGCUCAAGCUGGGAGGCUCCCUGAGCAAAGCAAAGCGGCAAGGCUUCGUCCUUGACGACCAGAUCGACCCCCGGUGGAUCGAGCAAUACCGAUCGCACCCGGUGUCCUUCCCUACAGUAGAGGAGCAAACUUCCGAGCAGGACCUCCGUUCACUUUUUUCAAUGUCGAGCACGCAAGGACGGAGCGAGACAACACACACCAUGCCUCGACGUAUGCGACACAAACGCUCAUUGCCUCAACACUAUCGUCCACCGACACCGCCCUUGAAACGGGAGCACCCCGAGCGCCGGCCACGUUCCGGUUACAGGAUGGCACAGCAAACAAAGCAGCCGCUACCACACGACAACCACGACGUUCUGUCUCUCCAAAUAGAAAACUACGUACAGUCGACCGCAUCACCUACCCCUAUGAUCCAAAUUCUCCCUUCCGUUGGCACGGCCAAGCAGUUCCGGGUUAUGCACACUCGUUCCCGUCAUGGUCCGGCUGGUGCUUCGAGAGCUAGCAGCCUUCACUCAAGGACCAUGUCCUCAACGUCCUCGGCGCUGCGCGCCAAACGGCACGGUCAGGGCAUCGUCACCAUCUGGGCAGACGUGAAAACUCUGGGUAUCCAAGUCCGUCUUAGAUUCCACCACCUCUUCCGCUGAGCGGAACAUCGACUCGCACUCAUUGUAGCACUACGUAUGGCGACACACUAUCUUUAUUUCCUCGGACCUUCAUGCCAAGUUGACAUUUUUGUACCUAUACAACCCCCACUGCGUUACGUGUAUGAUAUGUUGUAGGGCUGAGCCUUGGGCUUAUAUGGUACUCAUGCGAAUGGUACUCA